Aphanomyces astaci is the source of this 1263-nucleotide messenger RNA. RefSeq lists its product as hypothetical. The coding region runs from base 25 to 1110 and encodes 361 amino acids. The transcript is spliced from 2 exons. Lineage: Eukaryota; Oomycota; Saprolegniomycetes; Saprolegniales; Verrucalvaceae. The record is from RefSeq and is a predicted model, not a curated record.
CGCGACUGUUGGCAACAUAUCGCAAUGAAGUACUACCUGGCGGACCAGCUAGGUACCUUCCGCAGCGCCGCGUCAGAAGAUGACAUGAACCAAUCGUUGGCCCUCAUGUGUGUGCUUCUACUCGCUGCUGACGAGCGCACAGAAUUUGCCGCCUCUGACGGUGCCACCGCCCUAGGAGACCACUUGAUUAGGCUGUGUCACGAACAAGCCGCUGAGAGAUACAGGUGGAAGGGGUCCAAAGCAUUUGGUUUCAACGUGUCCGAGAAAGGAUUGCACCAACUUGUGCGAUUUCUCCUUGUUUCCAUCGUUCAUGCAUCCUUGGAAGCUUCCAUGGCUGCACAAUUCUGCAGCGCCAACCUACCCCAGCUUCUGUUCGACGAGUUCGUCGUUUCGACCGAGAACUUCAUUGCCGCUGAAGACAUGGGGCCUAAUCAAGACACCGACAGCGUCAAUGCAACCCCCACAACGCCACCAUCGGAGGUUUCAUUGCGUAUCCUGGCACUGGAAGGCCUGCGGAACCUCUGCUACGCAGACUGGCCACGUCCUCAGCUAAAUAAUUCGGCAUUAGACACAUUGUGGCAGAUGUUACUCGCUACAUCCACCGACUCUCCGACCUCCGCCAACGAUAAUGCAGAUCAGCGCGAUGGCACCAUAGCCGGCCAAUUGGCGUGCGACAUCUUGAGUAACCUUGCAUCCCAUGCCCCAAGAGCAUCCCACGCGACCAAGGACCGUGUGUCGUCCCUCCUGACGCUUCUUAUAUGCACCCACGACGCAAAACAAUCGAGUUCUACACUCGAUGGAAGGAAUCUGUGUCCACAACUGGUGGCGAUGGCCGACUUGGCGGCGAAUUUGGCCAGAGAUACCGAGUACUCGAUCGUGCUCAUAUGUUCACUGGAACAACUCAAGCCAAGAACUCGAGCCAACACGUCGAGCCUGGCGUUCCUCACGCAGUGGGCGGACAACGUCAACGAAGACCCAGGCCUCCGCGCCAGCUUGCGUAGCCUGAAUCACAACCUCGCGUGGACUGACGUCAGCACCAAAGUAUGCGUCCAGAAGCUUGCGGCGUCUACGUUCUUGGAGAGGUUUCUGCAUGUGCAUGCCAAUCAAUGACGACACUUGUACAAUGUCGAUACACCUCCAUGACGUGCUACAGUAGCUCGUACACCGUUGCUUCGUCACACUGUCACUGACUGCUGUCGGUAGAUAUUUCCCUUAACCAAGUACAUAUACGAAUAUACUUCCUCGAUCCUCGAUGGACAUAAG